Molecule: messenger RNA, 729 nt
Organism: Solanum tuberosum (potato)
Lineage: Eukaryota; Viridiplantae; Streptophyta; Magnoliopsida; Solanales; Solanaceae
Exons: 3
Coding region: 1-729 (242 amino acids)
Source: RefSeq, a predicted model, not a curated record
AUGGAUCAAGAUAUUGUCAAUGCUAUGGGAUUUCUUGCUCUUACAAAGCAAAGAUUACAAAAUAUGAGGGAUAAUGAAUUCGAAUCAUUAAUGGAUGAUGCCUCUUCUUUUUAUGAUAAACAUGAUAUAGUCGUUCCGAAGAUCGAUGUUAGCUACUUUCAUGGGAAGUCAAAGCGUAAAGCUCUUGAUGUUACAUAUUCUCAUCAUUUGCGUGUUGAAAUAUUUUAUGUUGUUAUUGAUUUGCAUUUUCAAGAGCUUAAUAAUCGUUUUGAUGUUGUGAGUACUGACUUACUUCACGGUAUGGCUAGUUUGAAUCCAGUUAAUUCAUUUGGUAGUUUUGAUAAGGACAAGAUAAUGAGGUUGACUGAAUAUUAUAUGAAUGAGUUUGACAGCAACAAGCUUCGGGAUCUCAGUUUUCAGCUUGAUAGCUUUAUAGUUUAUGCUUGUGGUUUUGACAAGAGGUUCUUCAACUUGAAAGGAAUUAGUGAUCUUGCUAAAUUGACUCUCAUUCUUUCCGUUGUUACUACUUCUGUGGAACGAACUGUCUCAUCCAUGAAGUACAUUAAAAAUGAACUUCGUAAUAGUAUUGGUGAUGAAUUUUUGAAUGGUUGUUUAGUUUGCUAUGUAGAGCGUAAGAUAUUCGCAAAUGUUUAUGUUAAAGGAAGUGAGCACCCACAACCUUUAAAUCCUGGAUCCGCCACUGUCCAUGUCCAACAUGAUAUGACAUAG